Molecule: messenger RNA, 462 nt
Organism: Rhipicephalus sanguineus (brown dog tick)
Lineage: Eukaryota; Metazoa; Arthropoda; Arachnida; Ixodida; Ixodidae
Product: galectin-9C-like
Exons: 3
Coding region: 52-462 (136 amino acids)
Molecular function (GO): carbohydrate binding
Source: RefSeq, a predicted model, not a curated record
ACUGGCUACCAUUUUAUCAUCGAAGGCAGCGUGACACCAGACGCGGACAAGAUGAUGAUGAACAUUCUCCGGUGUUCCGAAGUGCACGACGACAUACUGCUGGGCGUAGUGGCGCAGUUCACGGAUCCAAAGCAGCUGGUGCGCCGAACCAAGCAGGAGGGCGUCUGGCUCGAAGAUCAGGUGGAUCAGGAUGAUCCAUUUCAGCCGGGCCAGCCUUUCACCGUCGCGAUCGCGGUGUGCGAACAGGACUUCCACAUGACCGUCAACGGCAACCUGCUGUCGCCCUACAAGCACAAGGUCUUCUACGGCACAGGGCACAACUUGUGCCUCGAGAAGAACAUCAAGUUUAAGAGCCUGAACGUCUGCUCUAUCAGCAAGUCGCCGGCUAGCACACCCAUCGAUCUCAAGCCCGGGAGCAGCUUCUUUGUGCAAGGAACACCGCCACCACCUUCCAAUGAGUGA